AAGAGAGAGGCUUAGCAAAGCCAUGGCUCAAACAGCUGCAGCCUAGAGGGCAGGAGUCAAGAUGACGGAACGCUACGACUGUCACUACUGCAAAGAGUCGCUCUUCGGCAAAAAAUACGUUCUUCGGGAUGACAAUCCCUACUGUGUGAAGUGCUAUGAGAGCCUCUAUUCCAACACCUGCGAGGAAUGCAAGAAACCCAUUGGCUGCAACAGCAGGGAUUUGUCCUAUAAGGACCGUCACUGGCAUGAGGACUGCUUUCACUGUUUCCAGUGCAAGCGUCCACUGGUGGACAAGCCGUUUUCCACCAAGGAUGAGCAGCUGCUGUGUACUGAGUGCUACUCCAAUGAGUAUUCCUCCAAGUGUGACGAGUGUAAGAAGACCAUCAUGCCGGGCUCCAGGAAGAUGGAGCAUAAGGGGAACAGUUGGCAUGAGACCUGCUUCACCUGUAACCGCUGCCAGCAGCCCAUCGGCACUAAAAGCUUCAUCCCCAAAGACAACAACAACUACUGCGUGCCUUGCUACGAGAAGCAGUUUGCUAUGCAGUGCGUGCACUGCAAGAAGCCCAUCACCACUGGUGGGGUGACCUACCGUGACCAGCCGUGGCAUAAGGACUGUUUCUUAUGCACCGGCUGUAAGCAGCAGCUCUCCGGCCAGCGCUUCACUUCCCGGGAUGACUUCGCCUACUGCCUCAACUGUUUCUGCAACCUCUACGCCAAGAAGUGCGCCUCUUGUACCACUCCCAUUAGCGGUCUUGGGGGCAGUAAGUAUAUCUCUUUCGAGGAGCGUCAGUGGCAUAACGACUGCUUCAACUGUAAGAAGUGCUCCGUGUCUCUGGUCGGGCGAGGUUUUCUGACCGAGCGCGAUGACAUCCUUUGCCCGGACUGUGGCAAAGACAUCUGA
Messenger RNA from Chanos chanos (milkfish), 901 nucleotides. RefSeq names its product four and a half LIM domains 2a (gene fhl2a). NCBI's taxonomy places the organism in Eukaryota, Metazoa, Chordata, Actinopteri, Gonorynchiformes, Chanidae. The record is from RefSeq and is a predicted model, not a curated record. Gene Ontology annotation, molecular function: transcription coregulator activity. Bases 62 to 901 code for a protein of 279 amino acids. The transcript is spliced from 6 exons. Gene Ontology annotation, cellular component: Z disc; nucleus.